Messenger RNA from Aspergillus tanneri, 828 nucleotides. It is a transcript of the gene RRP40, whose product is annotated as exosome non-catalytic core subunit RRP40. The transcript has a single exon. Gene Ontology annotation, biological process: nuclear polyadenylation-dependent rRNA catabolic process; CUT catabolic process; TRAMP-dependent tRNA surveillance pathway. Gene Ontology annotation, molecular function: RNA binding. NCBI's taxonomy places the organism in Eukaryota, Fungi, Ascomycota, Eurotiomycetes, Eurotiales, Aspergillaceae. The record is from RefSeq and is a predicted model, not a curated record. Bases 1 to 828 code for a protein of 275 amino acids. Gene Ontology annotation, cellular component: nuclear exosome (RNase complex); cytoplasmic exosome (RNase complex).
AUGACCUCGCCGUUAAUCCUCCUACCCGGUGACGAUGUCCCAUCGGAGUACCUCCCUUCUACGAGUUCCACACCAUUGAGACUCGGCCCAGGUCUUCGUCUGUUGUCACAGCCAUUGUCCACAUCAUCUGCAUCAACGCAUGUGCUUUCUGCGACUCAAGCCGGUAUCCUCUCUACAGACCCCAAAAAGAACGCCGUAUCGAUUCUCUCGCCCCCCAACCGCCGUUAUACUCCGAACACCAAUGAUCUAGUCAUUGCACAAAUUCACCACUCCAGUCCGGAUUACUUCUAUUGCAUGAUCACUCCUCAGGCUCCUCAUGCAGUUCUAGGGCAGCUGGCCUUUGAAGGUGCAACGAAGAAAACUCGACCGAUGCUGAAGCAAGGAGACUUGGUGUACGCCCGUGUAUUGUCCACCGGUCUUGGUGCUGGGGCGGAGGUGGAAUUGACCUGUGUGAACCCUUCAACUGGGAAGGCCGAACCUGGAGGACUGGGUCCAUUGACGGGUGGGAUGGUCUUUGAUGUCUCCAUUGGUAUGGCUGCCAGGUUGAUGCGAGCGAGCUCAUCCACAUCCGAUCACCAAGAAGGGAUCGAGGGAUUGGUAGUGCUAGAGGAACUCGGCAAGAAACUGGAGAAAGUGGGAGGUUUCGAGAUCGCCGUAGGAAGAAACGGCAAGGUGUGGGUGGAUUGUUCCAAUGGGGGAGAGUCUGCUGUCAAGGCGACAGUAGCCAUCGGACGAUGUCUCAAUACAAUCGACGAGCACCGGUUACAACCAGCAGAUCAGAAGAAGUUGGUUUCGAGGAUAUUGCGAGAAAUGAAAAUAGAGACUUGA